GACAAUGAAUGCAAAGUAGCUCAGGCAUGGCAACGAUGCGGCGUUAGCUUCUGGCUUGAAAUGCGAGCAGCGAGCAGUUGAAAUUUGGAUUGCGAGCGGGAGAGACGGAGAAACGAGAUGCUCUCUUCCCCCACUAAUAACACAUUAGACACCAAGGCGGUGACGCUUGCCUUAACUGUUCUUAUAAAUAGCCUUAUCCACUGCUGAUGUGAUGUUAGAAGAACGAUAUAGACGGGUGCUUAAUCAAGACAAGUUGGUUACCAAUGAAUGCUAUGAUUAUGGAUCAUGAAGACCCUGACAGGUGGGAGUCUGUGUCACACGUUGCCGCCUCUAAGAUAGCGAUGGUCACUACUCAGCUGGCCGAACGUCUGGCCGCGGAAUGGAACGCAACACCAACAGUAACUGUAUCGCUGACCAACGUCGAGGUGGAACACGACAUCAUUGACGACGUCCCUGCCAUCGUCAGUGACCCUGAUCAGCAAACCGAAACUGCUAUCAUUGCACUCAAAGCCGUGCUGGUUAUUUUUCUAUCCUUUAUUGUAACUAUCUCGAAUGCAGUUGUAAUACAUGUGAUGAGACUGGAUCGCAGUUUACACACAGUGGGGAAUUUAUUUACCGCCAGUCUUGCUAUUGCAGAUCUUUGUGUGGGUAUUUUUGUUAUACCGUUCAAUGUUUUUGAUAUUUUAUCCGUGCGAGGAUGGCAGGCCCAUCCCAACGCAGUGAGAAGUAUCUGGAUAACACUGGACUACUUUUUCACCACGUCAAGUAUUAUGAACCUCGUGCUACUCAAUCUUGAUCGCUUCUGGUCGAUCACGUCGCCUAUAAAAUACAUCCGACAACGAACCCGUCGACGAGCCUUGCUUUUGAUUGCGUGUGUGUGGGGUGUACCUGUUGUGUUCAUAUUUGGUCCCGCAACCACGUGGAAGUUUGCCUUCACCAGUGUUCCUGUGCCAUCUCGCACUGUUUUUGUGAACUAUACCGUCGGGUCGUGGUUGAUGGCUGCCGGUGCCAUCUUUAUCUACAUCAUUCCACUCUUCAUACUUUGUGCAAUUUAUUCUCAGAUCUACCGCGCCAUUCACCGCCGAUCUAAGAUGGACGUCGGUCGUUCAAGUAUAGCAAGUAGUGCGAUGUCAACAAGGCCUGGUAGCUCUCGACGGGACAGUGAAUCUCAACAUAAUUUCAUUACCGAGCACGAGCUUCAGAGAUUGAAGGGAAUCUAUGAGAAGACUGUCCGAAGGGAACGAGGGGAGCGGCAGCUUAUGGCUAUGAUAAGAAGGCGGAGCCGAGGGUAUGGAACAGGAGCUCGUGAAAUAAGACGAUACGCGAGCAUUGAUGAGGAGGAUCAUGAAGUACACGGUGAUGAGAACGAAGAAAACGAUGCCAAUGACCGUCAUGAAGACCAAGAGUUAGGUGACGGUUGUAGUAUUUAUGAAGGUGUCAAUGACCACUCUGCGCCAUCAAGUGAUGGAAAGCUAGCAGACGCUGAGUCCAACGAUGCUGAACAUGAUGAUGAUGACGAUGGAAGCAUAGGGCCAUACGAGAUACGAGAAGGAGAAAAGGAAGCUUUGAUGACGAGUGUAAAAAAUAUAGAAAAUGAACAUAGAUUAUCGAUAAUUGGAACACAAAGGGAAGAUACAGAAAUUAGUAUCUCGCCGAUUAUUCGAGCAAGGAAAAGAAUUGAUCGAAUGUCUAUUGAUUCGGCGACGAACAGCCCCAAGCCCCACCUUUCACCUUGUUCGCUCAAACCAGAUCGAUUAGAAUGUGAUUUAUUUUCAAAUGGAAUGGUUAUGUGUCCGAAUUGUCCGAAUAGCCGCGGUUCAAGCCGCGGUUCCAGUCCAAAUAGGCGACUCGGUACGAGCAUGGACGACACAUGUGAGAGUAUGAAUCGAUUGAAUAGGUCACCGGCCAAAACUCAACCACCUUCGAUCCCCACAACACCGGAAAGAGCAACGACAGUUACAUCCAACUCGCAACCAAAUACAGACCAAAAUGUGCCCCUUCACCAAAAUGGAGACGUCAUGCACUGCAAUGGGAUACUCCAAAAACCAUUUACAGAGUCGAUAUUGACGUCGAUGCAAGAAAGUUCUUUUACGACUUCAAGCGAAAAUAUCGAGACAUCACCCCGGAGUGACGAGAGAUCGAUCUCUCCGACGGAGAGUGAUCAUGUUAUCCUAUCAGAUAUCGAGAGUGAUACGGGGCUACCCACCUCCCCAAAACGGCGGACAUCGUUUUCAUUUGAUCUCAUCAAUGAGGUCACUCAUUGUCGAUGUAAUAACGUGGUCAUCGAUCCACGACCGACUUCGAGGAGUUUAUCGUAUCCAAAAAACGACAACAGAAAUUCUCUUACAUUUCCAAUGGAUGUCUCAUCUAUGAACGGAUUCCGUAGUCGCGUUCGCAAGUCGUUAAGCUCUUCCUUAACAGCUUUAGGCGGACGAGGAAGCAAAGCGUUAAUGCUGUUGCGCAAACAGGACAAAGCUGCCAAACAACUGGGGAUAAUCCUAACCUGUCUCAUUGUCUGUUGGACGCCAUAUUUCUUCCAAGUGCUACUUUAUUCCUUCAUGUAUGACGUCAGCAAUACCACUGCCAUGACGAUAUCAGUGUAUUUGGGCUACGCGCAUUCAUUUCUAAACCCCGUUCUUUACGCGCUCUUUAACCUGAGAUUUCAGAGAGCGUUUAGACAUGUUUUAUGUGGAUGUUGUUUACGCGCAGAGACAUCACCUCGUCUACCGUGUAGUGUUCCACCAUCUCUCAUCUGAUAAUGUGGAUUUUUACUUGGAUAAUGGCAGCCGUCCUGAUAUUCCCUUCAGAAACAUGAUUCAUCUAUUACAUACAGUUCAUUAAGCAAUCAUAUUUUGUUGAUAAUUUCAGAUUAUUCACGUCACAUUAUUGUUGUUGACAAAAUUUUUACGCUUAUCAUAUAAUGUAUAUUCAUAUGUAAAUUUGAAAUUGCAUAGAAAUUAUUUUUUACCAAAGAUAUAACAUUAAAUUUCAAUGAAGAUGUAAUUGAAAUGUAUUAGUUUUGUAAAUGAAGAUAAUACAAUUUGUAUAAUUAUCAUCGAUAGAGUAUAUCCAUGAACACAAAAAAAAUGUUUGAUAUUAUUCAAGAUCAGUUUUUAAGUAUCUGCCAGAAAAUCUGAUGUCGAGAGUACGUUCAUGUUACUUUAAAAAAAAUUGAUGAUCUUAUAAUGCACCAUUCUUUGUUAAAUAUGUUGAUGUUUUCAUAAUAAUAUACCUCUAAUUGAUUGAUAGGCCAGUAAUCCUAUAAUCAUGACAUCAUUAUAAAUAAUGCGCUCAGAACUUUGUUGAUGCAGUUGUGCGCUCUAGGCUUUAAAUGCUGGUUAAUUAGCCAGUAACUGUGCUAAUUUGAGUAUUCACAUAUUUGAGAAGAGUUUUUGGAGCCAAUAAUAUUGUAUAAAAAUGCACGUGCUUUUUACAGAGGCAGCUUUACACGA
Messenger RNA from Lytechinus variegatus (green sea urchin), 3452 nucleotides. RefSeq names its product muscarinic acetylcholine receptor M3-like. NCBI's taxonomy places the organism in Eukaryota, Metazoa, Echinodermata, Echinoidea, Temnopleuroida, Toxopneustidae. Gene Ontology annotation, biological process: G protein-coupled receptor signaling pathway, coupled to cyclic nucleotide second messenger; chemical synaptic transmission. The transcript has a single exon. Gene Ontology annotation, cellular component: membrane; dendrite. Gene Ontology annotation, molecular function: neurotransmitter receptor activity; G protein-coupled serotonin receptor activity. The coding region runs from base 264 to 2756 and encodes 830 amino acids. The record is from RefSeq and is a predicted model, not a curated record.